This is a messenger RNA of Larimichthys crocea (large yellow croaker), 5270 nucleotides long. RefSeq names its product zinc finger protein 346 (gene znf346). The transcript has 7 exons. Bases 43 to 1038 code for a protein of 331 amino acids. The record is from RefSeq and is a predicted model, not a curated record. NCBI's taxonomy places the organism in Eukaryota, Metazoa, Chordata, Actinopteri, Sciaenidae. Gene Ontology annotation, molecular function: zinc ion binding; nucleic acid binding.
GUCGCGCAUGCGCAUUAGAGCGCCGCUGCUGUAAUAGAAAUCAUGGCCGUUGCGAUGCAGACGGAGGAUUUUCCGUACUUACCUUCGGGGCCGGCGGAGGUAAACAAGAUGAUAAAGGAGCACGGCGACCUGUUUUCUGACUCCCAGUGUAAAGUCUGCAGUGCUGUCCUAAUUUCGGAGUCUCAGAAGUUGACUCAUUAUCAGAGCAAGAAACAUGCCAACAAAGUGCGACGUUAUCUUUCCAUCCAAAGUGAGAAGGAGCCAGCGCUCAAAAAGUUAAAGUCAUCGCCAUCUCAGGACUGUAACAAUGGAGACACUGACCGGUCGAAGGUGUGUCAUGUAUGUAACAUGACCUUCUCCUCUGCUGUGGUGGCUGAGUCUCACUAUCAGGGCAAAGUUCAUGCCAAGAACCUGAGGCUGAAAACCGUCGGUCCUCUGACCCCAGCAGUAGCCUCCCCAACACCACCACCAGCUCAGCCGAAGAAGAAACCUGUAGACGAUUCGAGCAGUGCGCCAGCCGCGGGCGGCGGCGGUGGCGGCAAUAACAGCAACCCGGACCGAUUCUGUUCAGUCUGCCAGGCCUCCUUCAACAACCCGCUCAUGGCCCAGCAGCACUACGUGGGCAAGAAGCAUAGAAAACAGAUGACCAAGCUGAAACUGAUGGAGACGUACGGCCCUUCCACAGCACCAGCUUCCACACUAAAGGGCUACCCAUGCACGAUCUGCAACAUUGAAUUAAAUUCUGUGGAGCAGUACCAGUCUCAUAUUAGUGGUGCCAAACAUAAGAACCAAGUGAAGAAAUCCGGCUUGAACACUACAGAGAACCAAGAAGCAGCAGAACAAUCGUUCGGUGGCGACAACCAGCACACUGCCCCGGACAACCAGUACACCCCCGCGGAUGACCUGUACGCCCCCGUAGACGACCAGUACGCUCCCGUGGAUGACCAGUUUGGCACCGCAGAAGACCAGUACACAACUGGAGAUAACCAGUACGCUCCCGAGGACACAGAGUACUCAGAGGAGUACCAGUUUACUUGAGGUUGGGCUGGGACGGACUGCAGAGGAUUCAGUCAGGACACACAACAACCAGCCCCCCUUUAACACAUUAACAUCAACCUCCAUGGACCUUCAGCUCCUGCCAGAGUCUCUUCUCAGUAGCUUUGCCCCUGGAACAGUCCUCUAAAUCACAGGUUUGGACCCUGGAAUAUCCCAACAUGUUGUUUUAUCAUUUUGGAUUCCCGACUGAAAAGGUUAAAGGACGUGUGUUUGUUUUGUUUCUCCUCUAAAGAAAGAAGCUUCAGCUGUCACUUGUACCCACAAUCACGAUAAAUCAUAAAGAAUGUCUUCGAGGGUUCAGCUGGUUUCUACUUUAGUUGCAAACGUGUGUACUGACUAAAACCAUUCUCUGUAUCAGUGUAUACAGUGAGGAGAACAAGUAUUUGAUACACUGCUGAUUUCGCAGGUUUUCCCACUUGCAAAGUAUGUAGAAGUCUGUAAUUUCUAUCAUAGGUACUCUUCGACUGUGAUUGACAGAAUCUAAAACAAAUAUCCAGAAAAUCCCAGUGUAUGAUUUUUAAGUAAUUAAUUUGCAUUUUAUUGCAUGACAUAAGUAUUUGAUACAUCAGAAAAACAGAACUUAAACCUUGGUACAGAAACCUUAGUUUGCAAUUACAGAGGUCAGAUGUUUCCUGUAGUUCUUGACCAGGUUUGCACACACUGCAGCAGGGAUUUUGGCCCACUCCUCCAUACAGAUCUUCUCCAGAUCCUUCAGGUUUUGUGGCUGUCGCUAGGCGACACGGACUUUCAGCUCCCUCCAGAGAUUUUCUAUUGGGUUCAGGUCUGGAGACUGGCUAGGCCACUCCAGGACCUUGAGAUGCUUCUUACGGGGCCACUCCUUAGUUGCCCUGGCUGUGUGUUUUGCUGGAAGACCCAGCCAGGACCCAUCUUCGAUGCUCAUGCUGAGGGAAGGAGGUUGUUGGCCAAGAUCUCGCGAUACAUGGCCCCAUCCAUCCUCCCCUCAAUACGGUGCAGUCAUCCUGUCCCCUUUGCAGAAAAGCAUCUCCAAAGCAUGAUGUUUCCACCUCCAUGCUUCAUGGUUGGGAUGGUGUUCUUGGGGUUGUACUCAUCCUUCUUCUUCCUCCAAACAUGGUGAGUGGAGUUUAGACCAAAAAGCUCUAUUUUUGGCUCAUCAGACCACAUGACCUUCUCCCAUUUCUCCUCUGUGUCAUCCAGACGGUCAUUGGCAAACUUCAGACGGACCUUGACAUGCACUGGCUUGAGUAGGGGGACCUUGCGUGCGCUGCAGGAUUUUAAUCCAUGACGGUGUAGUGUGUUACUAAUGUUUUCUUUUGAGACUGUGGUUCCAGCUCUCUUCAGGUCAUUGACCAGGUCCUGCCGUGUAGUUCUGGGCUGAUCCCUCACCUUCCUCAUGAUCAUUGAUGCCCCACAAGGUGAGAUCUUGCAUGGAGCCCCAGACCGAGGGAGAUUGACCGUCAUCUUGAACUUCUUCCAUUUUCUAAUAAUUGCGCCAACAGUUGUUGCCUUCUCACCAAGCUGCUUGCCUAUUGUCCUGUAGCCCAUCCCAGCCUUGUGCAGUUCUACAAUUUUAUACCUGAUGUCCUUACACAGCUCUCUGGGCUUGGCCAUUUUGAGAGAGAGGUGAGAUGUUGUAGUUUGUUUGGACAGGUGUCUUUUAUACAGGUAACAAGUCCAAACCGGUGCAGUUAAUACAGGUAAUGAGUGGAGAACAGGAGGGCUUCUUAAAGAAGAACCAACAGGUCUGUGAGGGCUAGAAUUCUUACUGGUUGGUAAGUGAUCAAAUACUUAUGUCAUGCAAUAAAAUGCAAAUUAAUUACUUAAAAAUCAUACACUGUGAUGUUAUGGAUAUUUACUUGUUCUCCCCACUGUAUUAGGGCUGGGUCUCAUGUUAAGUUUGUCAAUACUGGUGCUGAUAUGAUCAGUACUUUACUUUAGGAACAUAAAACUUUUGUUGAAGCUAAAGUUAAAAUAUUAAAUGUUGUCUGUACAAAAGGAGUGAUUAAGGUAAAUGCUAAAUGUAGGAAAAUGUAAAAUAAAACGGAUCAGACCAGACAUUGUAUGCUGGCUUUCAGUACUUGUGCUACCAAAAAAGUAUCAAUAUCGAAACCCAGCCUUAGUGUGCAUACUAGGAAUGUCUGAUACACUACUUAUGUUUACUUUAUGUGUUUGACAUGUUGAAAUAACAGCUGCUGCUAAAUUUGACACUUCUUUAUUUGUCAAGAGGUACAUCAUCCAAAUAUUGACGGCCCCAGUGCAAACCUGUUUUAUUUAGAAACUUAAAUUAUUGCUAUAAUUUGAAUGAAAGUUUAACUGGAGGAUGUGACACCAGGAAGUGAUGAGACUUGAGAUGAUCGUCAGAUGUUAUCGCCCGCUCUACUCGCACAGUGGCUGUUCUCUGCUUACGAAUGAGAUCAUACACCUGCUGCCUGAGAGCACUUCAACCAGACAACAGAUAGGUUUAAUUCUGGCCCAGUUAUCAAGUUACUCAUAUUUGAAUGUUAAUUAGUGACAGCUGAUACGAUGUUUGUGAAGCAGUGGAAGUGACAGUCCGUGCCAGAUGAAAACGAGACACUGCUACUGGAAUGUUUUGGGCAACGAGAAAAAGAGGGCAUGUUACGGAUUUGUUGCCGUUAUUUUAUUAACCUCAGAGUCUGCCAGUCGGGUCCAGUGGGGUAUUUUAAUUGUCAAGCCGCUAACAUCUAAUCAGUACUAACAUCUUGUAUCAGCGUCACAUAUAGCCAAUGAAAAGCAAUGCUGCUUUCCAGUCUAUGUUUUAGUUCUUUGGUUGAAUAUAAUUGGUUUGAGUCUACAGUGAAUGUAUUUAUUGAAACAUGUCCUCAUCUUUUUUUUUUAAAUUGUUUCCAAACCCGUUGUAUGAAGAUGCAGACAUCGGAAAAAAGAAAUGAAAUCAAGCUUUUGCUUGCUCAGAUCAGUCACUGUAUCCAGAUGUGAUAACUGUCCAGACAGAUGGAAGAAAAACUGAGGCUUUCUGUCUUGAUGCUAGUCUGUGAAAAAAAAAAAAUAUAUAUAUAUAUAAAUAUAUAUUAGAAGAAUUUUAUGAGAACUUGGAUUGCAGUUUUACUUGUCUUUCUUUGAUCCGGUUUUGAAUCGAUGCCAAAAUAUCUUCACAAAGUUUUUUUGUUGUUUUUCACUGAAAUGUUGCUUCUGUGUAUGUCAUACAGUACCAGAUGAUGAAUUCACAAGAUUUAGUUUUUUAUUUUACUUAACAAAGCUGAUAUUUAUGUUCAUAUGGCCCAGAAUUUGUCUCAGCUACGGUUUUUACUAUAAAAAAAAACACAACCUAAUGUUUCAGUGAUAGCGUUUUAUUCCUGUUUACUGUAAGCCUAUAGGUUGCAUUUCAAAGGAGUACAUUGUUUUUCUACAGGACACCAUGAUACUAUUUUGUCAUUAGGAAUGUGUACAGGAGGCUCAUCAUUUGAUGAAAACUGCAGAUGAUGGAGGUUAUUGUGAUUUCAGAGAGCCUAAAUUAGACCCUCCACUACUUCAGAAAACACCAGAAUCUGUCAACAAUAAGCAUUUUGUAGAAGUUGAUGUCAUUUUAUAAACAUACGUUACUCUUCAGUUUUCAGGAGUCUGGACAGUGUUAAUUACAAAAUGGAGAGAUAAAAGGGAUCAUGAUAAAAUGCGAAUAAUAUCCUCAUUUCAAAUGCAGUUGGUCUACUACAGCUGUAAGUUCAUGAAAGUAUAAGCUUUUUUUGUACUGUUGAGUUUUAUGCUUGGUUUAUUGAAGGGUGAAAGAUUUUUAAAUACUUUCCCUCCGAGUUGUUCAAAAUGGGGCUUUAUAAACUCUAGAAGAGACUUAUGGAUGCUCUGUAAUUACUGUUCAUAGCAGAGAUUACAAUAUUUACCGCAGAGAUUUUCAAGAGUGAUGUCAAAUUAGAAAGUGAUGUCAAUAUUAGAAUAAAAACACUUUUUUUUAGUCCAUUUGUCCUCAAGAGGAUUGGUUGAAUAUUUUAGUACUGAAUGUCUUCAACCUUCUGGUAGAGAAGAUUUGUUUUGUUUUGUUUUUUGGGAUGUAAUUUAUACAAAGAGGGCUCAUACAUGUUGUAUAGUACAUUGUGUAUAAAAGACAAAUGGCCUUUUUGUUCUCACCCUCAUCGUUUGCGUGCUAGAUGUUUUGUGAUUAAGAGUUACUUUCAAUAUGAGUUGUGUAUACCUGAGGGGAAAAAUGCCGCAAAGGUGUGCAUUAAGUAAAGAAAUGUUUUAAGAGA